Molecule: messenger RNA, 2253 nt
Organism: Ustilago hordei
Lineage: Eukaryota; Fungi; Basidiomycota; Ustilaginomycetes; Ustilaginales; Ustilaginaceae
Exons: 1
Coding region: 1-2253 (750 amino acids)
Source: RefSeq, a predicted model, not a curated record
AUGCGAGCAACGAGCUCAUUCGCUAAUGACUUUGGCUCGACAGCUCACCUCGAGGUGGGAAAUCUGGCGCCACGUACAGCAAAUACGAAGGUGGGAAGAGCACACAAGAAACGCCGACUAAUACAUAUCGGAUCCUCGCCUCCGCCUUUCACCACAGGCCUUCAUCAUCAUGGAUGCAAUAAGUUGGACCGCACAAAUACCGCGCUCACAUCUCCAAAAGCAACGCGGAAGAGACGAGCAGCGGCAGCACCGACCAAAAAUCCUCUCGAGCUUCGCUCUUCUUCACCAGCUUCGCCUCCUCCUGACGAGCCACUACGCCUUGGAUGGCUCACAGCGGCUUCACGGGAACUACAACCUCGCGCCAGAAGCCAAGUCGAUGCAGCAACUCAUUCGGCGAGUCGAGACUUGCUUCAACGCAAGCGACAAUUGGAUCGAAGCGACCCAAGCUCGCCGAUUGGCACCUUUGGUGGUCAAGCUGUUGGAAGAUCCGAUCGCAACCUUGGACCAUCUCGCUUCGGAUCAUCCGACCCAGCGAUCCUGGCUCGUCACCCGAAACGCACCGUCGGCCUGCCGGUGGUAGAGCAGCCUACACAAGCUCGUUCGCGGCUUCGUAGCAAGGCACUUCCGGCGCCGGUCGUGGACAACGAGAAUGCAGAAGCGCCAGUACAGCAGGCGCUAAGGACGGAGGAGAAGGUCGCAAAGCUGAGGCGGCGUAGAACCAAGAUCCAGCGUGUGCAGUUCGGGAACACUCCGCCCUCUUCCUCAGCACCGGAUCAGCCGCUCAGCGAUGCGGAUCAUCAGCUCAUCUCACAACCUGACGCAGCUGAACAAUUGCAGCCUGGCCCCUUUGACGCAGCCGACGAGUCAGAGAUCAGCUACUUUCCCACGCUUCCUCGUGUGCAACUUCGUUCGACGGAGGAGCGGAACGCUGCCGGUACAACAAAUGGUCAAGUUAACUCCACGCCACCGAGCCGUAUCUCGGAUCGCCCACCCUCCUUGUUUGGUCAAGACUUUACCGGUGCGUCUGCGUCCAACUCAUCCAGCCCUAGCAAUGCUGCAGGACAUGACCAAAGUUUACCUCCAGAGAACGAACAGGCCAGCGAAGGCGACUCAAGCGUUGGACUCCUCCAAGUGCUCUCGCAGAGCGCCAUGCGGAGGGUCGAAUCUGCUCCAACGGCCGGGAUCGAAACACUACAGCAGCAAAGUCGGGGCGUUGCCGUCAAUCCACAAGUGCAGGUUGACUUUGAUGCCUCCCAUUUCACUAGCACACAAGCUGAGCAUGUUGCCAACUCCCUGGUCGGAAGCAAGUCAAAACGAAAGCAGUGGCUGACAGUUGAUCCGGACUCCAUUGCCAAGCGCCAAGCAGUAAAGCUACUGUGUCGAACGCAUUCCUACAAGGUCAUUCAGACAGGGUGGCGUCCACCAUCCAGUUGUCACGUUGCUCGAGACUUGGCCUUGUCACCGGCGCAAUUGACAAGGAAGCAUGGUUGCGAAGUUCUCGAGUUCAGCCAUCAUCAUGCUCGAAGUCCGGAUCGGGAAUCACGGAGUCAAGAUGACGAAGAGCUUGCGCCUUUCGAGCAUGGUCCUCGCUUUGUUGGGUAUCGACUUGAACGAUCCGGGUCAAUCACUGCGGCAGGUAGUCAAGGAGGGACCGCGAGGUGGAUAUCACAACUACAGCCCUUUGACGCCGAAGCACUGCACAAGCGAAUGCAAUCGCGUCGCAAAGAGGUCGUCAAGAUCAUAGUACCCUUCUCUGAACCAUCACUGUCAGCGCGUGCUACUCGAGCUUGCUUCAUUGCGCCCCAUCAGACCGCCGCUUCUCAAGCACGUAGCUCAGACAACGACAUGAAGCUUGUUUGGAUGCAGUCCACAGCCCAACGCUUUUUUGCGGCACUCGAGGCCAUGUUGCAAGCAGGCCUCGCUCGAACGGCACAGACUCAAUCAUACCGCGUCGACUCAGACGAAGCCGACUUAUACCCAUACCCUAUCUUGCAUUACGUCGCACAUGCUGGCUCCAACAACAACAAGACCGGAGCAUCAUAUCAUAAUGGUCAAAAGACAAGUACGCCGUCCUACGUGGUCCUCUACGUGCAUCUCGACAGGAUCGCAGAGGCACGACAGAAGCUUUCAGCCCUUGAACUCGGCCAUGAUGCCGACGAGGCGAGUCGAUGCGGCAGCUAUCGGCCAUUCAGCGACCCAGCACUCCGUCUGCUCGUAACAAGUAUGAAGGGAGAACCACUAUGCUUGAUCUAA